UGGGAUAUGUACGUAUGGUCACUGUGGGGAUGAUGAGGUUGAUGGAUUUAUUGAUGAAGCAGGUGACUGAGAUGGUAUACUCCUCAAUGCCAUUGGAUGAGUCCCAGAACAUAUUCCAGUCUGUGCUGACAAAACAGUCAUGUAGCAUAUCUGCUGACUUCACUAGGUCUGUCUGUUUAGUCUUUUUGUGUUUGGUCUUCUGUUCAUAGGCCUACCUCUUUGAUUAAGGGCUGAAUGGUAAAUUAGUUGAGUAGUUGAAUCAGAUGUUGUUGGGAUGGACCAGGGUUGAGGGAUCAUGUUAUAAAACUACUGAUGCAGAGGAAAUUAUACAGGGUUGCACUGCCCCCUUGUGGCUCAACAUAAACAAGACAGCAAUUUCACCUCCCAAACAGCAGGUGGCGAUAAAACAACACACACACACACACACACACACACACUUCCGAUUAACCCAACUACCAACAAACGAAGAGUAAAAUCACAACAUCAGCUGAGAGAGAGACGGGACAUUAUCCUGCAGUAUUAUAUGUCUUUAAAAUGACCAAACUUCAACUGUUGAAUGCCUACCUGACAGAACGUUUAACGGUAGUGGUGCGGGAGAUUCUGGACGUGGUUGGGGACACAGUGGCCGAGUACCGAGAAGAGACGGCUAGGACGAAGAGAGAGAAUGAAAGCGCUAAGAGAGAAAAUGAAAGCCUUCGGCGACAGCUCCGGGACAUCUUACUCUUGGCGGAGACAGACUGGCGAUCCACCAGCCUUUCUCUCUCUGGGCAGCAGCAGCAGCUUUGUGAGCAAGAGUGGAGCUCCAGGCAGGAACAGGACCCAGAACCCCUUCAGCAGAGCCAGGUCAACAGACGAGGGCUACAGACACAGAGCCAGGUAGCGUUGGGUAAGGAUGGGGGUCUCACAGGACCAAACCAGGGACACACUGAAACGGUCCGAGUAGAAGAGAAGUCCAGUCCAGUCCCAAAGACAGAGCACAACUCAGACCCAGAAGCCAAGGGUUUUGGAAACACCUCGUCCUUGGCACCAUCUUUGUUCUCCUCCAAUGCCCACUGUGCCACAACAACUGGAGCAGCCAACGCUGAAGUGCCAGUCCUUAGGACAGAGAGAAAGAGGUCCUCUCCCAUCGACCCAAUCCAGGGACGGAUCAAAAUGGAACCCAAGGAAUGUGACGUCACAGUGAACCUUACCAACCAUGAACCUCAAUCCAGUUCAGGCUACACAGGUCUUCCUAUAACACUACUACCCCACAACCAUGAACUCUCAGGCGAUGCUGGCUUCAAAGACCUUCCGGAUAUGGACAUCUCAGAGCUCCAUAACACACAUGACCAGCAAACAUAUGAAACAGAUCCUGGGUCCAAGGACCAGGUGUUGCCAUAUAACGAGAGUAACAACUUCACCCCCACCGACUACCAGGAGGGGCGCCCACACCGCUGCACCCGAUGUGGGGAGAGUUUCAGCCAGGCGGCCAGCCUCCACCUCCACCUCCAGUACAAGAAGCCCUACGCCUGUGACUGGUGCUGUAAGUCCUUCGCCCAGUCGGCUGACCUGCGGCGCCACCACCGCAUCCACACGGGGGAGAGGCCCCACCGCUGCUCCUGGUGCUCCAAAAGCUUUACCCAGAGAGGCAACCUGAGACGACACCUGAGGAUCCACACCGGUGAGAGACCCUACAGCUGCCCCUACUGCCACAGGACCUUCAGCGACGGAGACACCAUGAAAAAGCACAAACGGACUCACUCUGGGGAGAAACCCUAUCGCUGUGUCCAGUGUCCCAAGAGCUUCACUGUGGCCAGCGGCCUGCGGGUACACCUGAACACACACCAGACAGAUGCAGGGCAGCUCAUCACAUGAGGUCAAUGUGCUCCACCUUUUCAAACACCGGAGGACAUGAAGGGAUUGUGAAACGUUGAAGUGUUUUAGCCAUAGGAAUAUUUCCUAAAUAUAUUUAUUGGAAUUAAUAAAAACAGUGCAGUAGAAAACAAAUGGAUAAUGUCACCUUAGCUGAUGUUUCCAGCUUGAUUGAAGAGUGUGUGUUUGUGAACAUGAAUUAAAUCAGUCCGUCAUUUAAA
Oncorhynchus mykiss (rainbow trout) is the source of this 2072-nucleotide messenger RNA. RefSeq lists its product as uncharacterized. Gene Ontology annotation, cellular component: transcription regulator complex; chromatin; PcG protein complex. Gene Ontology annotation, biological process: regulation of transcription by RNA polymerase II. The record is from RefSeq and is a predicted model, not a curated record. Gene Ontology annotation, molecular function: RNA polymerase II cis-regulatory region sequence-specific DNA binding; DNA-binding transcription factor activity, RNA polymerase II-specific. NCBI's taxonomy places the organism in Eukaryota, Metazoa, Chordata, Actinopteri, Salmoniformes, Salmonidae.